AUGCGACGUGCAGGAUCAGAAUCUUGUUUCCUUUUCAAGAUUGGUAGUCCUGAAGUAAGCCAGAUUUACAAAGAUAUCAGUAUGACAGUGGAUAAUACCGAGGAAGCUGGCCAGAAACCUGAAGACAUUUUAGACCAAGGAAAGGACAAAGCAAGACUCUCCCUGGAAGAAAGACGAAAAUUAUUCCAGUCCAAAGGACUGAGUGCCGAAGAGUCACUGGUGUCCAUCUCCACAGAGGACACCUUAUUCCAGAAGGAGGAGGACUCCAAGGUGUACCCUUUGAGCAUGACCUGGUCCUUUGGAUGGAACAGUUCCCUCCCUGUCUACUACAUGCGGGAAGACAGGAGAAUCAUUCUCUACAUCUGUGCUCAUACCGCCGUCAUGUAUGACGUCUUCAGGAACACCCAGUACCAUCUGCAGGGACACCCUAACAUCAUCUCUUGCCUCUGCGUCAGUGAAGACAGGCGAUGGAUUGCCACCGCAGACGAAGGACCAGACUGCCUCAUAAUUAUAUGGGAUGCCUUCACGGGAAUCCCCGUGCACACCAUAUUUGACAGCUGUCCAGAAGGUAACGGCAUGAGGUCAAUAGCCAUCACCCGUGACUCCAAGUUUCUGGCCACCAUCUCAGAUUCUGCAACCCAGAAAGUUUGCAUCUGGAAGUGGACUUUGGCAGUGGAGACGCCCGCAUGCACACUUGAGCUUCCCAAAGAGUAUGGUUUCCAGGAGAACCUCAUCUUCAACCCAUUCAACAACAAAGAGAUGGUGAGCAACAGCAAGACUCAGGCCGUCUACUACUACUGGUUUGAAGACAAGGGUAUACUUGCUCACAGUGCCCCGGUUUUAACAGAGAAAACGUUCAACAAACUUGUGGGGAAAUUCAGCCAGUCUGUCUUUCACUUGAAGUUACCACAAGUACUGUCGGCAACAAAGGAAGGGAAGCUAGUCGUCUGGGACAUCCAUUAUCCAUCUUCCUCCUCCUCCUCCUCCUCCUCCUCCGCCGCCGUCUCAGCCUUCCCUUUCAUCAAGCCUCGUAAACUGGUCCAUUUACAGAAGGAGGCUAUCAUGGUGCUCAUGACAGUCGACAGCUACAUAGUCACCGGUGACAUUAAGGGCAACAUUAAGUUCUACGACCACACCCUCUCCGUGGUCAACUGGUAUAGUAACUUCAAACUGGGCGCCAUAAGGACCCUGUCCUUUUCAAAGACCACACCAAGCCCACCGACCGAGAAGUCCAACCUCCCCACAGACUGCACUCUAAGAGGCGACCUUUUCGUUGUCAGGAAUUUUAUCAUUGGGACGUUCGACGCCACCGUGUACCACAUGACCGUGGAUGGCACCAAACUGGAAAAGCUCUUCGUGGAACCCAGGGACGCUGUCCAUGCCAUCUCCUGCCACCCGUACCAACCCCUCAUUGCAGUCGGGAGUGUCUGUGGGAUGAUCAAGGUGUGGGACUUCGAGAAGAAGGUCUACCUGUUCAGCAGGACCUUCGAGAAGGGGCUCGGAGUCCAGUGUCUGACCUACAACCCCGAAGGAGCCCUGCUCGGAGCUGGAUUCACAGAAGGGACAGUUUAUAUUCUUGACGCGAUGUCUUUAGAAAAUGAAAGCCCGGAGCCCUUCAAAUAUUCCAAAAGCAGCGUGUCCCACUGCUGCUUCUCACACGACUCCAAUUACAUGGCGACGGCCGACGUCAACUUCACCGUGGCCGUCUAUGGAGUGGUGGUCAAAAAUGGACAAAGGGUCUGGGAGUAUUUGGCAAGACUUCGCUCUCACCAAAACAGCAUCCGAAGCCUCCUGUUCGGGGUCCACCUGGACAGCAAUGAGCCCAGGCUGCUGAGCCUUGGGAAGGACAGAUUCUUGAUCGAGUACAAUCUUGUCAAAAGCUGCAAAGACCACCUGGAUGUCCUGGACAUUCACCGGACAGACCAGGGCAACUACCCAACCUGCAUGAUCUGGUACCCACCGCUCACCAGGGAGCUCUUCCUGCUCAUCUGCAACAGCGGCUACAAAGUGAAGCUCUUCAAUGCCACCACGAAGAUGUGCAGAAAGACGCUCCUUGGACCGGCGUAUGGGUCGCCUAUCGAGCAUGCGCAGGUGCUCCCCGUCAAAUCCACGCUAGAGCUGCAGAAGCGAUACUUGGUGUUCAUUAACAAGGACAAGGUUGGACUCCAGAUCUUACCAGUUGACGGCAACCCCCACAAAACAUGUGCUAUCAUUUGCCACCCAAACGGGGUGGCUGGGAUGGCCCUUUCCUACGAUGGCCGCUUUGCCUUCACAGCCGGAGGCCAAGAUCGCUCAGUGGUGCAGUGGAAAAUUAACUUAGGGGCCCUGGAGGCAGCCGUUUCCCUCGGGGGUGAAGACUUGACCCCGUUCUAUGGUCUGGUGUCUGGUGGCCGGGAAGGAAAAUUCUACAGGGAGCUGGAGGACUAUUUUUACUACUCUCAGAUCCGCAGUCAAGGUAUCGAUACAAUGGAGACCAGGCAGGUGUCGGAACACAUUUGCCUGUCGGAGCUUCCUUUUGUCAUGAGAGCGAUCGGUUUUUACCCAUCGGAGGAGAAGAUUGAGGACAUGUUUAAUGAGAUCAAGUUCAGCGAGUACGUGGAGACCGGGAAGCUCAUUGACAAGAUUAACCUACCAGAUUUCCUCAAAGUUUACCUUAACCAUAGGCCACCUUUCGGCAAUACCAUGGACGGCAUUCAGAAUAGCUUCAACGUGCUUGGUUACACCAAUUCGGAAGGGAAAAAGGCUAUUCGGAGAGAGGACUUCCUGAACUUGCUCCUCACCAAAGGUGAGCACAUGACAGAAGAAGAGAUGUUUGACUGUUUCUCGACUCUGUUUGGCCUGACUCCGGAGGGGUGGAAAUCGGAGCCUGCAGCCACCAGCAUCAAAGGUCCAGAAAUCUGCCUCCAGAAAGAGCUUCCCGAGGAAAUCACUGCAGAAAUAUUCACGACAGAAAUUCUUGGCUUAGCCCUUUCCGACAGCUCGGAACAGCUCACUCAGUGACGUCAUUGGCGGUGCUGGCAGCACAAAGGGU
Messenger RNA from Mus pahari (shrew mouse), 3031 nucleotides. It is a transcript of the gene Cfap251, whose product is annotated as WD repeat domain 66. The transcript has 20 exons. The record is from RefSeq and is a predicted model, not a curated record. The coding region runs from base 1 to 3000 and encodes 999 amino acids. NCBI's taxonomy places the organism in Eukaryota, Metazoa, Chordata, Mammalia, Rodentia, Muridae. Gene Ontology annotation, cellular component: sperm flagellum. Gene Ontology annotation, molecular function: protein binding.